Pecten maximus is the source of this 2968-nucleotide messenger RNA. Its product is annotated as cathepsin B-like. Bases 103 to 1164 code for a protein of 353 amino acids. Gene Ontology annotation, cellular component: lysosome. Gene Ontology annotation, biological process: regulation of catalytic activity. The record is from RefSeq and is a predicted model, not a curated record. NCBI's taxonomy places the organism in Eukaryota, Metazoa, Mollusca, Bivalvia, Pectinida, Pectinidae. The transcript is spliced from 9 exons. Gene Ontology annotation, molecular function: cysteine-type endopeptidase activity.
UGAUUAGAGUCUCGUGACUGUGAGUACAAACUGCAAACAGAAGAGUACAAACUGCAAACAGAGGAGACAAAUUAUCAAGGCUGUUGAUAAAAACUCAAUAGUAUGGAGACUCUAGUGAUUCUGUGUGUUAUGUUAACGAUCGGAAUAGCGGAACGUCUUCAUCCUGUCCGACCUGGAUCCCGGGAAUACCUGGAGCGAGAAUGGGAUAUGCUCAUUAACAAAGUGAACUUUGUCAACACUACCUGGCAGGCAGGAGACAAUUUCCUCCGUAUUGAAAAACAUGAGCGUCUUGCCUAUGUUAAAAAACUCUGUGGUGCGUUGGAGACACCCAAACAUUUAAAACUACCCCAGAGACCACCUCUGAAGGCUGUCAGUUUGCCGGAGAGUUUUGAUGCACGCAAGGAAUGGUCUGGUUGUCCUACCAUCCAUGAAAUCCGAGACCAAGGAGACUGUGGAUCAUGCUGGGCCUUCGGAGCUGUGGAAGCCUUUUCAGACCGAAUUUGUAUCCAUUCUAAUGGCACGGAAAAUGCUCACAUCUCCGCUGAGGAUCUGCUCUCCUGUUGUUAUACCUGUGGUAUGGGAUGUGAUGGAGGGUUUCUUGGAGCGGCUUGGUCUUACUUCAAGAGAGUGGGAGUGGUGUCCGGCGGUCAGUAUGGCUCUCACCAGGGUUGUCGUCCAUAUUCUAUUGAGCCAUGUGAACACCAUGUACCAGGCAAACUUUUGCCAUGCAACAAAGAUAUUAAACCAACACCGAAGUGUAACGAGAAAUGUGAAUCAAACUACCAAGUGUCCUACAACAGCGACAAGCAUUAUGGAAACAGUUCGUAUUCUGUAUCCGGUGAUGUAUCUGACAUCCAGACAGAGAUUAUUACCAACGGGCCUGUAGAGGGAGCUUUUACUGUGUAUGCAGACUUCCCUACAUACAAGAGCGGGGUAUAUCAGCACAAGACUGGAUCUGAACUGGGAGGUCACGCCAUCAGGAUCCUCGGCUGGGGUGUAGAAGGAGGUGUGGACUACUGGCUCGUGGCUAACUCCUGGAACUCCGAUUGGGGAGACAAUGGAUACUUCAAAAUCAAGAGAGGAACAGAUGAGUGUGGUAUUGAAUCCCAAAUUUCAGCAGGUCUUCCUAAAGUCAAACAAGGAGUGAAGGGAGGCUACUAUUAGACGUGCCAGCUUGGUGAAGGGAGACUACUCCUAGACGUGACAGUUUAGUGAAGGGAGACAACUCCUAGACGUGACAGUUUAGUGAAGGGAGACAACUCCUAGACGUGACAGUUUAGUGAAGGGAGACAACUCCUAGACGUGACAGCUUAGUGAAAGGGAGACUACUGCUACAUUUUUGUAGACCUGACUGCUUAGUGAAGGGAGACGACUCUUAAACAUGACAGAUUAGUGAAGGGAGACGACUCUUAAACAUGACAGAUUAGUGAAGGGAGACUACUCUUAGACCCGACAGCUUAGGGAAGGGAGACAACUCCUAUACAUGACAACUUAGUGAAGGGAGACGACUCCUAGACAUAACAACUUAUUGAAAGGAGGGUCAUGCUAGCAUGUCAAAGAUAUUUCUGUGAGACAGGACGUCAUUAACUCCAUAAUCCAUGUCAGUAUGUCAUAUGAUUUAGGCUUUGAUUGACAUGAAGAUGAAAAAUUCUUGACAAAAUAUAAACUUUACUAAAUUUGAAAGUAGGAUAGAAAUGUCAGUCUGCUUGAUGUAUGUGUUCAUACAUUUAAAAAAAAUUGCUACUCAAAAAAUAUUUAUCCACAAUAAUGGCUGAAUUUAGCAAACACAGAAGUGUGAAUGAAGUUUUCAUACUGAAAUCCUUUGAAGGUGUUAUAUUGUGAUUUAUAUACAUAUUCUUAAUUUUUAACAUAUAUUAUAUAUUACAGCAUGUUUUUCCAUUUAAUUUUGUCUGCACCAGCACUGUUAAGAUUUUCGUUUCCUUAUUUUUUGUUUGGAUCUGACUUACAUUUACAUUACAGAAGAUCUGACUUCAGAUUUAUAUAUACAAAUAUAAAGACCAUUGGUAACAGUCCAUUCAGUAAAACUUGUUCCACUAGAGACCCACCUUGUCCAAAAUUUUGUGAAAGGGUAUUUUGUUCCAAUCACAUUCCAGGCUUAAAAUAUGUAUAUUAUUUCAUUCCAGACUUAUUCUGCGGUGGCCGAGUGUUUAAGGUGUCCCAACACUUUAUCACUAGCCCUCCACCUCUGGGUUGCGAGUCCUACCUACGUGGGGCAGUUGCCAGGUACUGACCGUAGGCCGGUGGUUUUUCUGGGGGUACUCCGGCUUUCCUCCACCUCCAAAACCUGGCACGUCCUUAAAUGACCCUGGCUGUCAAUAGGACGUUAAACAAAACAAACCAAACCAAAUAUUCUGCUAAAUAUUUUUUUAUGUGGCCUUUUUUAACCAAUACCGUAUAUACGAGGUACUGGAAAAUUUUCAACAAGACAGAUAAAAAAGAUAUGUUUAUUUGUAGACCACAAAACGGGAGAAUUUGUACAAACACUAGACUAAAAUAUUUAAGUUCAGAGAAGUCUCCAUCAAUUAUAUAUUGACUGGGAAUGUGUAGAUUUACAUGAGGGGUAAAUUUUGCCUACAAAAAUUUCCCCACACAUUGUUUUAUGUGUGUGGUAUUUAUGGAACACAUGCAAAAGAAAAAAUAUAUUGACCUAUUGUCAACAUCAUGUCAUUUAAAAAAUGUAAUUUUAGAUCAAAUCAGGAUAAUUUGCUGACUUUUUCAUUCUGAAAGAACAAAAAUACUGAUAUUUAUAAGAAGGUCAGAAAUCCCUACAGGUUACACAUAUAAUGCUGAAAAAUAAUUCAACCACAUUGUUUUGAAGUACUCAUAAAAUGCGUGUUAUCAACAUUAUCAGUUAUUAAAAGUGCUACAUAAUUUUGUGUCAUCAUUUUGUCUCAUUGUUUUGCUUUAUGUGAUUUUCACGACCAUUAAAAACAUAUAUUUUCUUUGA